AUGAUUAAAAUUUUACCUGUCACGUUUAUUUUAACACUUUUAAGUGUAAACUGUUUAAGUUCUUCGAUUGAUUGGUGGGAAGAUGCUUCUUUCUAUCAAAUCUAUCCAAGAUCCUGGAAGGAUAGUGAUGGUGAUGGAAUUGGAGACAUUAAUGGAAUAACUGAAAAACUUGACUAUCUCAAGGAAAUUGGAAUAACUGCCACAUGGCUUUCACCCAUUUUCGAAUCACCAAUGGUCGACAAUGGAUAUGACAUUUCAAACUUCACCAGCAUUGAACCUCUUUUCGGAACAAUGGAAGAUUUCAAGGCUCUCUUGAAGAAGGCCAAAAGUAUUGGAAUUAAAGUGAUUUUGGAUUUUGUUCCAAAUCAUACAAGUGAAGAAUGUGAAUGGUUUCAAAAGUCUGUUAACAGAGAAGAUGGUUUUGAUGAUUUCUACGUUUGGGCUGAUGGUCUGGACGAUCCUGAAAAUCCUGGAAAGAAACUUCCUCCAUCAAAUUGGUUGAGCGUCUUCGAAGGAUCUAUGUGGGAAUGGAACGAAAAACGUCAACAAUUCUACUUGCAUCAAUUUUUUAAAGAACAACCCGAAUUAAACUUUAGAGAUCCAAAAACGCACACUGUCAUGUUGGAUGUUCUGAAAUUUUGGCUCGAUCUUGGCGUCGAUGGUUUUCGUAUUGAUGCUGUUCCUCAUAUGUAUGAAAAAGUGUUUGAGAAUGGAACUUACCCAAAUGAAAAACUUAGUGGUAAAUCAAAUAAUCCAAAUUCACAAUACUACCUCGAGCAUAAACACACUCAAGAACAAUACGAAACUGUGGAGCUUUUGUAUGAAUGGAGGGAAUUUUUAGAUGAAUAUAAACGAAAGAACGGAGGAGAUACAAGAGUUCUUUUAGCAGAAGCUUAUGCCAGUAUUGGAUCUAUCAAACAAUAUUUUGGGAAUGGAACACAUUAUGGAGCUCAUUUACCUUUUAACUUUAAUUUAAUCUCAGCCAGAGAAACGACAAAUGCUCGAGAAUUUGAGAUGUUUGUCAAAAAUUGGACAGAUGUUAUGUGGACGACUCACAAAAUGGCCAAUUGGGUGAAUGGAAAUCAUGACAAUCCGAGAUUAGCAACUCACGUUGGUCAGGAGAAAAAUGACCUGAUGAAUGUUCUAACUGCCGCACUUCCUGGAGCUACAGUAACAUAUUACGGUGAAGAAAUAGGAAUGGCAAACUCGGAUACCGAAUGUAUAAAUUGUUACGAAGGUGAAGAACGAAAAUUUGUCCGAACUCCAUUCCAAUGGAACGAACAAAUUUCAGCUGGAUUUUCUUCAUCACCAAAUACUUGGUUGCCAGUUGCUCACAAUUAUAAAAAAGUCAAUGUUAAACUUCAACGAGGAACUGCUAGGAGUUCUUUGAAUGUCUUUAAAAACGGCCUGAAGCUUAAACAUACUGCAGCUUAUAAGGCUUUUAAGGAUGAUGGUGGUUUUAGCUUUGGUUCACUAAAUGAUAAUGUUUUUCAAAUAAUUCGUGGAAAUUCAAAGGAAGAAUACCGAAUUUUAGCGAAUUUCGGUAAUAAAGUUGAACAUGUUGGUAAACUGCUUGAUACUUUCCACAACAGUACAAAUGUUUAUGAAUACACUUUGGUAACCAGUCAUUCUCCUCAUUCCAUUGGUGAAAGGGUGAAAUUAGGUGAUGUCAACAUGAUGCCAUUUGAAGCAGUUAUUUUAAAGAAAAUUGUUAAGAAAUGAUAUGAAAAUAAAAAUGCUAUUGAUGAAUCUUUAUUUAAAUUUAACAACGAUGUUUAAAAGAUACAAUUAUUAUAUUAUUUUCAACCACUUUUAAAUGUGAACAAUUUUUGGUUGCAUGAUUCUGGCUU
Episyrphus balteatus (marmalade hoverfly) is the source of this 1850-nucleotide messenger RNA. RefSeq names its product maltase A2-like. NCBI's taxonomy places the organism in Eukaryota, Metazoa, Arthropoda, Insecta, Diptera, Syrphidae. The transcript has 6 exons. The coding region runs from base 1 to 1722 and encodes 573 amino acids. The record is from RefSeq and is a predicted model, not a curated record. Gene Ontology annotation, biological process: carbohydrate metabolic process.